This is a messenger RNA of Cylicocyclus nassatus, 1395 nucleotides long. NCBI's taxonomy places the organism in Eukaryota, Metazoa, Nematoda, Chromadorea, Rhabditida, Strongylidae. The record is from the annotation of a GenBank genome assembly.
AUGCAAGAUUUGCAGAUUCAUGGAAAACAACGAGUGACAAUGCCAAAUAUCAGCGUUGUAGAUUUUACAUAUGAUGAUGAAAUUGCAAGAAAGAGACCACAAGAUCGGGUCGAAAAUGAAGCAGCAAAGAAGAAAGGAUUAUCGGCUCAUCUAACGCUGAUCAAUUUCCUCAAAGGUAUGAUUGGUCCUGGCUGCUUCUCACUUCCGCUGGCUUUCCGUGAAGCCGGACUUUGGUCUGGUUUUGUCCUGGUUUUUCUUAUCGGACUAGUCACUUGCAUAUGCAUGUCAAAAAUUGUAAGAUGCAGUCAAUUCUUGGCCGCGAGGCAACCAAAAGUGGAAACUCUGAAUUACGCGGAAAUGGCUGAUGAAUCCUUCAAGCAAAGCUUUCCAGUUUUACGGAAGCAUGGACACAUAGCAAGACGCAUCGUCAAUUUGUGUUUGUCAAGCCUUGUUCUUGGAGUAUGCUCAAUAUACUACAUCUUCGUCGUUGAUCAUACAAUUCAGGUGCUCAACCAUGUUUGGCCGACAUUACAACUCAGCAAGCUUACCUACCUCAUCAUUGCUAUUGUGCCAUUCACGCUGCUUUCGUAUGUCAGAAAUGUUCGAGUAAUGUCAUUUGUCAGUUUGGCCGGUAACAUCUUCAUGGUUCUAGCCAUAAUAAUUAUAUUUUGGCAACUUCUGCCUGCUCCUCAUCUUACCAGGGAAUUACCAACCUAUACAAAUUUUCGUGGUUUAUUGCUGGCUGCAGGUGCUGUAAUGUAUUCAUUUGAAGGACAAGCAUUGAUUCUUCCUUUGGAGAAUAAAAUGAAAUACCCAGUUGAAAUGCGAGGAUACACUGGCGUUCUGUCAACAGGGAUCUCGCUGGUGACUAUAUGUUACGCCGCAUGUGGAUUUUUCGGUUAUGUCACAUAUGGCAAGAAUGUGAGAGAAAGCAUCACUCUAAAUAUGGAUGACGGAAUCAUGAAUCUCAGCAUGAAAGCUUUGAUGGCGUUGGUGGUCUACACUGGUUAUCUCUUGCAGCUUUAUACUUUGGUAGAAAGUCUCAAACCAUCAUUGCUGAGAUUCGCCCAGCGGAAAGCAAUCGACACGAAGAAAACGGCGAAGAUCAGCGACUACGUGCUGAGGACUGUCAUUGUACUGCUUUCGUUCACGAUAGCACUCCUGGUUCCGAAUCUUGAAGACCUCAUACCCUUGGUGGGCGUCACAGCAGGAAUGAUGUUGGCUUUAAUAAUACCCGCUACCCUUGAUGUGACGACGUAUCUUCCGGUUUACCUAGCAGAAAACCGAUAUAAGGAUAUUGUACUGUUACUGUCAAAUAAUGCAUUUUUCUUUUUGCUGGGUAUAUUCUUUGUCAUAGCAGGUUUAGAUGCGAAUAUCAGGCAUUUAUUGAAAUAG